AAAUAGAUGAGAUCAUAUUACAUGAAGGAUCUUGUCGACAAUCCGGUAGCACGCAACCGCGUCAUGCAUCACACACCUAACUUCCUCCUCGGAGAAAACCUCUGAAUCCCACUUGGGACGUCUUGAAUUUCCACCUGAUGAGCUAGUGAGCUCAACCUCAGCUUUCCUACCCAGUUUUUCAAGAGAUUUGCAGUUGAGAAGCUCUGGGUUUUUCAGAACACCAGCAGCGUAUUGCCCAACUUCCACAGCCCCAAUCUCUUCACAUUUGAAGCACUUGGAUAUGGUAGGAUAAAAAUAUCUGAUCUCCUCCCCCCAACCCCUAAACCCCAAUACAAUCCCGUCAGUCCCUUCGUAUCGAAACGAGAGGCCACGCACCCUCUUCACGAACCCAUUGGGGCACACAAAGCACACACUUUUAUUUCUCAGGAAAUCUGUGAGGGCUUCUGGGAUGGUGCGGUUUUUGCGUCUCAUGACGUUCAAUUGUAUGAUUAAGCAGUUGGAUCUGGUGGAGAGUAUGAGGAGAGCGCAUCUUCGUGUUCCGAAGAAGAAGUUGGAGCGGCAUACCUUCACAUCUAACCCCACGAUUGGGUGCUCCCCAUCGCACUCCAACUCGCCCAGGGCUGCGCUCAAGACCUUGCCGUCGUUGAUUACUCGAGCCUUCACCUCCACGCCGCCGAUUUCAACGUCGUAUAUGCCCAGUUUGGAGAGUUGUUUCUUUCUGAAUCCGAUGACUUCGUCCUUGGCAAAUUGAUGUUGUGAAUUGUAAUUCAUAC
Ipomoea nil (Japanese morning glory) is the source of this 773-nucleotide messenger RNA. RefSeq lists its product as uncharacterized. Lineage: Eukaryota; Viridiplantae; Streptophyta; Magnoliopsida; Solanales; Convolvulaceae. Bases 449 to 751 code for a protein of 100 amino acids. The transcript is spliced from 2 exons. The record is from RefSeq and is a predicted model, not a curated record.